UAUUACCGCCUCUGCGCCAAGGCCGCCGCCAAGAAGCCGAAGAAGGCGGCGGGCGGCUCCAAAGCCCGCAAGCCCUCGGGCCCCAGCGUCACCGAGCUGAUCACCAAGGCCGUGUCCGCCUCCAAGGAGCGCAAGGGGCUCUCGCUGGCCGCGCUCAAGAAGGCGCUGGCCGCCGGCGGCUACGACGUGGAGAAGAACAACAGCCGCAUCAAGCUGGGGCUCAAGAGCCUCGUCAGCAAGGGCACCCUGGUGCAGACCAAGGGCACCGGCGCCUCCGGCUCUUUCAUGCUAACAAACCCGGGGAAGUACAAGCAGAAGGCGCCCAGGAAAAAGCUGGUGGCCAAGAAGCCCGUCGGCCCCUCCAAGAGGUUGGCAGAAGCAACAGCAACAAGAAGAAGAAAAGACAAUAAACAGUGCUCCAAGGGAGCCAAGAAGCCAGCGGCCAAGAGUCCCAAGUCCGAAAGGCGUUCACUUGGCUUUGGCCUUGUGGCUGUCGGUCUUCUUGGGCAGCAGCACGGCCUGGAUGUUGGGCAGCACGCCGCCCUGCGCGAUGGUCACCUUGCCCAGCAGCUUGUUGAGCUCCUCGUCGUUGCGGAUGGCGAGCUGCAGGUGGCGGGGGAUGAUGCGCGUCUUCUUGUUGUCGCGCGCCGCGUUGCCCGCCAGCUCCAGGAUCUCGGCCGUCAGUCCGCGCCCGCGCCCAAGAAGGGCUCCAAGAAGGCGGUGACCAAGACGCAGAAGAAGGGCGACAAGAAGCGCCGUAAGAGCCGCAAGGAGAGCUACUCGAUCUACGUGUACAAGGUGCUGAAGCAGGUGCACCCCGACACGGGCAUCUCGUCCAAGGCCAUGGGCAUCAUGAACUCCUUCGUCAACGACAUCUUCGAGCGCAUCGCCGGCGAGGCGUCGCGCCUGGCGCACUACAACAAGCGCUCCACCAUCACCUCGCGGGAGAUCCAGACGGCCGUGCGGCUCCUGCUGCCCGGCGAGCUGGCCAAGCACGCCGUCUCCGAGGGCACCAAGGCUGUCACCAAGUACACCAGCUCUAAAGCCUUUGGGUCGAGAGGGUCCGGCGCCAAGUGCAGGAGUAGCUUACUUGGAGCUGGUGUACUUGGCGACAGCCUUGGUGCCCUCGGAGACGGCGUGCUUGACCAGCUCACCGGGCAGCAGGAGCUGCUGGGCAGAAGGAGCCGCACGGGCGUCUGGAUCUCCCGCGAGCCCUCGCCAUCUUUCGUGUCGCCCUUCUUGGGCGCCGAGGGGACGAAGGCCUUGGAGCCCUUCUUGGGUGGGAAUUCGGCCGGUCCGGGCUCAGCAGCGACAAGAGCUCGCGUUCGAGCGUUCUGGCGGCAACCGGGCGCGCUCUUCCCUUUAUUGGGCGCCGAAAGCCGGUGGAAGCGCUAUCGCUGCGAUGUGCGAGUCCCCGUCAGCCCGCUGCGGUGCGUCAGUCCCUACGAUCGCAGUGUAAUGUGUAUGUCGGUCGGCAGGGUGCGAUGUCUGUGUCCCUGCGAGCCCGGUGCGAUGCGUGUGUCUGUCUGCAGGGUGCGAUAUGUGUGUUUCUGCGAGCUCGCUGCGUUGUCUGUGAUUCUGCGAUCGCGGUGUGAUGUGUGUGUGUGUCUGCGAUCCCGGUGCGAAGUUGUGUCGGUGGGCACAAUUGGAAAUGUGUGUCGGCAGAGUGCGAUGUGCUCGUCGGCGGCAGAGCGAGCAGUGCGUGAACGUGAAACGGUUGUCACUGUGCCGCUGAUCUCAGCAGCAUUGUUAAAAUUUAAAAAGAAAAAUAAAAAAUCUGACCGUCCCAGGUCUCUGCAAUCCCAAAACUCACGGACUACAGACUUGCCUAUAACUCAUUUAAACUCCCAGCUAACAGAAAUGCUGCAGGAUGAAAAUACCUUCCCUCGCCUGCAGCUCUGUGAGAAACGGGGUGUCCUGGUCGCAGGUUUUGCACCAAAAACACGGUUUUUUUAUCCCCGAAGAAACACAAGCCGAGCGGCGGAGAAGAAGAAGCCGGCAGCCAAGCCCAAGAAGCCGGCGGCCAAGAAGCCCGCGAGCGCCGCCAAGAAGCCCAAGAAGGCGGCGGCGGUGAAGAAGAGCCCCAAGAAGGCGAAGAAGCCGGCGGCCGCCGCGGCCAAGAAAGCGGCCAAGAGCCCCAAGAAGGCGGCCAAGGCUGCGAAGCCCAAGAAGGCAGCGAAGAGCCCGGCCAAGGCGAAGGCGGUGAAGCCCAAGCCUGCCAAGCCCAAGGCGACCAAGCCCAAAGCGACCAAGGCGAAGAAGGCGGCGCCCAAGAAGAAGUAA
This is a messenger RNA of Struthio camelus australis, 2283 nucleotides long. The record is from RefSeq and is a predicted model, not a curated record. Lineage: Eukaryota; Metazoa; Chordata; Aves; Struthioniformes; Struthionidae.